This is a messenger RNA of Paramuricea clavata, 10009 nucleotides long. Lineage: Eukaryota; Metazoa; Cnidaria; Anthozoa; Malacalcyonacea; Plexauridae. The record is from the annotation of a GenBank genome assembly.
AUGGCGCUCUUGAAGAAAGCAAUGAUCGAAAACGAUGUUGCUCAGUGCAGAAGUGUUGUUCUAAAGUAUGAAAACAAGCUUCGGCUGUUAACUCAACAACGCAAUAGUAGCUAUAGUUACUCACUUAUAGAAAAGGUUGCCGAUGACAACCUAUCUACUUUACUAAUGCCUGAAGAUGUCCCAGUUCCACUUGUACCAAAACCUUCUAUGGCAAAUGGAAAUUGCUUAUACAAUUCUGCAUCUAUCGCUAUCUACGGCAGUGAAGAGCUAUGUAAUAUUUUAAGGCUUCUUGUUGCCGGAGAACUCUACGUAAAUGCACGCUAUUACGCCAAUCAUUCUCAUUUUCAAACACCAUUCACCCAGACGCAUUACAGCCAACAUGGUGUUUUUGCCCUCACGCUAUCGUGUGAUUAUGAAGAUCUUAGUAACAAGGAGAGUAUUGUACGCCAAGAGGCAAUUGCAACUAGUACACCACAAAAGUGGGGUGCAUUUAUUCAAGUAAUGGGAUUGUCCACGGUGUUGGACCGACCAUUGUUUUCUGUGUAUCCACCAGUGCACGAGUCAAUCAGAGCAGUACUUCAUGGAAAGGUAUUCCCUCGACGACAACAACGUGAAUUUCGCGAAACACACAAUUCACCACGAGAAACACUUUAUAUUAUGUUUACAAGGGAUUCGAACUUGAAUAGUACGUCUGGUGUCGGUUUCCAACCUAAUCAUUUUGUGCCAUUGUUCCCAGCAAAACAUAGUGAAGUUAAACCAUUCUUGUUUGACGAAGAUGAAUUUCCUGCCUUACGUAGUGGAAACAGCCAUGCACAGGAUACUUGUAAACGGUAAGAAACUUUUUCAUCCGAUAUUUAAUUUAUGCAUUAUGUAUCAGUUAUAGUACUACAGGCCCUAAAUAUUCUCAAAAGGCUUGUUCGAUUUAAAACAUUGAUAGCCCAUUUAAAAUCGCAUGAAAUCCUUGUCCUUAUCGUGAUAAUGGUAUCAGUUGAUCAUGUAUCACUAGAGUUAGAGAUUAUGUAGCCCUUUCAGUCUGGUUGCGUUAAAGAUCUAUUGGCAUAAGCGUAUAAAUAAAACUGCACAGUUCGAAAAUGUCCAUGACUAAUUAAACUGUAAAUUUCGCAAAAAUUGUGAAAACCUUAUGUACAGGAUAAACACCGAGAAGGAGGGAUUUAUGUCAGAUAAUGACCCGAGGACGCCCAGCGUCCAAGAGCAUUAUCUCAAUUUAUCUGACAUAAAUCCCGACUUUCGAGGUGUUUAUUCAUAUUUAAUUCAUGGUUGUGGAGGUUUUCCAACAAAGUUUUGUCUGUCUCGUUUUCAUUGAACGACGAUUUUCUUACUUUUCCUUGAUAUUUUCAACUGAUUAAUAUUCAAAGUGGAACUAAUCUAGCACUGGUGAAAAUAAUUUUGAAAAUAAUCACCUCGGUACAUCAAAGAAAACCGACUCAAUCAUGAAUUAAGCAAGCAAUGCAGGAGGGUUGUUUUUAAAAAAUGGCUUGCGCACAAAAAUAUCCGGGAGGCUCAAAACGCAAUUUGAAAUCAUAGGGUGCAAAUUUAGGUGUUUUAUGCAUUAUCAAAGUACCAGACUACUCGAUAUACAUGUCCGACGCGCGACCUCUAAAACUUGGACUUUCUUGCCAUAGUCACAGACCAUAGUAGCCUUUUGCGCAUAAUUUUAAAAGUUUUCUUUAAAAAAAACAAUCAUACUUAAAAUCAAUCAUACUUAAAAUCAAUCAUGCGUUCAAAGUCAGUCAAAAGUCCACGUUUUAGGAAUUAGGGGUAGUGUACAUCAAGCUGUCUGGCAUGCACUUUGACAGUGCAUGAACCACCUUCCAAAUUUGCAACCUAUGAAUUAAAAUUACGUUUGAAGCGGCCUUCCAUUUUUGUACGGAAGCCAUUUUUAGAGUGGUUUUUGACAAAAACAAUUCUCCUGUAGUCGAAAACAUUUCUUUUCGAAAUAAUUUUAGUGGUGAAGAUACUGGCAGACCCCAGUACGUACCAGACUACCCAUGUUUGCAUAAAAUUAAAAUUUUCACACAUUUUGUGAAACUUGCAGUUUAGCGGACAUUUUCGAACUCUGCAGUUUUUUAUUUAACAAUAUGAAGAUCUAUUAUUUACGCUCAAACUGAUAUUUUAAAAUGUAACCAGAAAGGGCUAACUUAAAUUCUGAUAUCACAGAUACAAUUUAAUACAUCUAAAGACAGGUGUUAUAAAUCUGUCAACAACCCAUUAAUUGAAAACAAUUAGUUUAUUCGACGCUUUGCAUGCCUUCGCCCUUCACUCUUCAGGUCUUUUUAUAUACACGUUAUAGACUUAUAGUACAAUAGUGUUUCCUAUUAGUAUUUCUACUAUAUAUAUUGGUAUAUGAACGUUGUAAAUAUAAAUGAGCUUAUAGCUACACUUAUAAUGACGGGACAAAACUCAAAGCGUUGAAAGCACUAAUUAUUUUCAAUUAAUGUGCUGUUUGUUGACAGAUAUUUUAUAACACCUUUCUUUAUAUUUUGUACCAUACAGCUUUUGUAAUUUUAUGUUAGCAUUAUUAUCGUGUUACAGAUCUUUCAUACCAGACUUAACUCUUGAAUUAUUUUGACUGAAACGAAUGACCUAUACCGUCAUUAUGGAUCAUUUUAAAAUUAACCUCAUGAACUAUGGUCUUGACAACGUCAGGAGUGGGAUUUAUAGCUUGAUAAAAUUAUACAUGUACUGUACAUAUAAGGCGGAUUUCCAUUCAGUGCAAAUGUUGCGCGAUCGACUUUUUGCGAUCGCUUUCUUUUGAAAUACAAACAGUCAAGCGGAAUAAAUCUCAUUAGCUGUAGUUCACUGCACACAUUUGAAAAUUUUGCGACAUUUUGCACUGAAUGGAAAUCCACUUUUUCCACUAGCGAAUUUUUGCGCGCGAAGCUACCUUUUUCCUUUGAUUACGUCAGCAAGACGUGGCAAAAUGGAUGCCGAGAAAGGAAAAAGGUCGCUUCGCGCGAAAAAAUUCGCUAGUGGAAAAGUAAAAACCGCGGCUUUAAGCCGCCAGUUCGUGAAAAUGCAGUUUAGCCUUAGGAAUGUCGUGUGUUUAAAAGUCGUGUGUCGUGGGUAAAGUCGUGGGUAAAGUCGUGGGUCAUAAAAUGUGCUAAAAACGCAUUUUUUCACAAAGAUAUUAUUUUUAUUUUUAAUAUUUUUUCGUACUUUUUCCAUUUAUGUACUAGAUAAAUACAGGAAAGUUUAACGCAACAAAUCUCCAGUAAUAAAAUAAUUUCUUAUCUUGCUGUUAUCUAUAUAGUAUAACAAGUAAAUGUUUGAUUAUGUUAUGUUUCCGUUUCGCAUAGUCUAAUAAGCCUAUAGAGUAUAAAUGUAUUGCUUGAUGAUAAAAUGUCUUAAGUUAUAGGAUAUAGGUUUAUUAGCUUUGGAAGUGUUAUAGUCCCUAUCAUGAACGUCGCGAAUAACUUUGUCGAUUGCAUAUGUCUGAUACAAACAUAUUGUCUAUUGAGCUAUAAAUUUUACGCUGUGCCUGUAUAAUUAGUGGCCAACGCUCGAGCCUCAAAUUUUGCUAUUUUAUCUCCUAGACCUAGUAUAUGUUCGUGGCCCUUAAAAGUAAACAAACAUUUCAUCUGACAGUGUAUGUGGCGUUCGGAAGUAUUCCAUAAAUUGCUACGAUUUGGGAUUUCCAGUGUUAUUUCGACCGAGAAUAUGAUACAUCUACACUUUUCAGCCGUAAUUUUCAGCGCGCAUUGUAAUCAUAUACAUAUCGUUUAAUUUGCUUCAAAAACUUGAUAAAAAAACAUGUUAUUCGUGUUGGUUCCCGCGGAGCGCAAUGGUGUCAUAGUUGCCAGAGGCAGAGCACAUGCAAAGCCGCCUCGUUAUAAAUCAUGUAUGUAACGGGAAAUCUUGCUUAUUUCAGUCUAAUAAAGUCAACCUUUUUUCUUUGAUAAUGUACGCAACAUGCCGCGCAUUUUACAUUUAACAAAAUAAAUUUUUGAAGCUAAAUUAAACGAUAUGUAUAUGAUUACAAUCCGCGCAUUAUGUAUAUUACGGCUGAAAAGUGUAGAGGUAUCAUAUUCUGUCAAAAUAGCAGCGGCUAGCGCCUAGCGCGCUCGGUUGGCAAAUAGCCCGACAUGAUGGCGACAUCGCACAAAUCAAUAAAUCAUUUCGGUUUUCAAUCGCGAAAUCCCAAAUCGUAGCAAUUUAUGGAAUAUUUCCGAACGCCACAUACACUGUCAGAUGAAAUGUUUGUCUUCUUUUAAGGGCCACGAACAUAUACUAGGUCUAGGAACAUAUACUAGGUCUAGGAGAUAAAAUAGCAAAAUUUGAGGCUCGAGCGUUGGCCACUUAUACAGCGUAGAAUUUAUAGCUCAAUAUGUUUGCAUCAGACAUAUGCAAUCGACAUAGUUAUUCGCGACGUUCAUGAUAGGGACUAUAACACUUCCAAAGCUAAUACACCUAUAUCCUAAUAUCCUAUAACUUAGGACAUUUUAUCAUCAAACAAUACAUUUAUAAACUUAUUAGACUAUACGAGACGGAAACAAUUACUUGUUUUUUCUACUGAGAUAACAGCAGGAUAAGAAAUUAUUUUAUUACUGGAGAUUUGUUGCGUUAAAUUUUCCUGUAUUUAUCUAGCGCAUAAAAGGAAAAAGUACGAAAAAAUAUUAAAAAUAAAAAUAUGAAAAAAUGCGUUUUUAGCACAUUUUAUGACCCACGACUUUUAACCCACGACACACGACAUAUAGGGACAUGCUCUCGAUUAAGGAGGACAAGCGUUUCCGAAUACGCUUUGGUUGCAUGCGUAUAACAGCUAUCUCAAGUGCCAGUUUCCCGACUGAUUUUUCAGCGCUUGAUUUGAACUCAGUAAUAUGUAAUUUCUAAUAAUGAUUACCACAAGUUCGACGACUGAAUUUUGUUACUUUUUUAGAUCCAUAUAGUUUCAAUUGCGCUUGUGCCUAAUCUAUUCAAUUAUGGUUUUACAGACAGACAGACAGACAGACGGACAGACAGACAGACAGACAGACAGACAGACAGACAGACAGACAGACAGACAGACAGACAGACAGACAGACAGACAGACAGACAGACAGACAGACAGACAGACAGACAGACAGACAGACAGACAGACAGACAAAAUAUAACAUAUGAACAGCCUUAUGAUAAGUUACACCGAAAUACAAGGAAACCACACAUUGUUAAAAGAUCACGUUAGGCGUAUGUACAGUAUGUAACUUUCUUCACUCUCUUUAACACUUAGAACUCAUGCUGCAAAUAUUACUACGGGAUUCUCAAAGAAGAGAAAAGUUAACCGAGAACCAGUAGUUGUUAAAAGAACACAGGAACGUCGGCCGACCUCAUCUCAAGAAAAGAAAGGUACGGGCACUCAAUCUUGUGACUUACUAACCGUUCAAUUCCCAUCUUUGUCACGUAACUGGUACCGCUCUCAAUCAUUUAAACUCAGCGAUUCUCAAAGCUACCUCACAUCGAAUGCUUUUGACGAAUCCGACGAGAUGUCAGAUGAACGUGGAAUCUUCUCUGACCCAAUAUCGGUCAUGAAUCCUUCUGAAAUAUUACUUCCUCAGACCAACUCACUCCUACCUUUUCCUCGCAUGUCAAAAAAAUGGUAUUCCUUCGUCAGUACUGAAGAUGAUUCGAAUGAAGAAGGCACCACUGAAACAAGCCAAAAUUCAGUUAUUUUUCCCAGACUAUCAAAACAAUGGUAUAAGAGACGCGGAAAGUUAUCCUCUAAAAACAACAGUCGAAAUCGAAUUGUACAUGCAGACGGAUAUUUACAAAAGAAUAUUGUGGAUUUGGAAAAAAAGAUUACAUUUGAAACAAAUGAACAUUUGAAAGAAAAAUAUAGAAUUAUUCUUGAAGUCGGGAAAUAUUUCUUAAAAAAUGGUCCUAUUAUAAUUGCAAAACAGCUUGGGACUGCAUAUAAUACAUACAAAGAAAACAUAACGAAUAAUAAACUGAAGCGACCUUGUCCGAAACCUACUGAAUUAUUGGCUGCUCUUUCACCGCAUCUGAACAUAUCUAAAAUACAUUUGCAUGAAACCGCAUUUUUCGUAGAAAAACGUGAAAACCUGUAUGCGGUUGUUAAGAAAUUAGAAGAUAUAAGCAGAGCAGGAAUUAAAGAGGAAAUGAACAAUCACAUAAAAAAUGAGAUUGGCGACCUCUUUAACACGGCAUUAAGAUUUGCGGACACAAAGAAAGAUCGAGACUUGAUUAAGGGUCUUUUUGCAACAGCUACUAGCACAAAUUUCGUAGCCAAGCUUUCGAAUGUAAAGAACAAAAAUGCAAUUAUGGCAUGCAAGAAUGAGCUAGAGGGAAAUUUGCUUCAAUUCCAAAACAUUGAAACAACUUCUAGAACGGUACGAAAUGACAUGACCAAUGAGGCACAACGCCGUUUGCACAAGCGCAUCAUAGCAUUGAGAAAAAGUAAGGAGUUUCGUAGGUCGUACGAUGGUAGAGGCCGUCCUCUUAAAGCAGACAUAUUCCCAGAACUCGGUCUUGUCCUUGAAAGCAUUUUUACUGCAGGUGAUAAGGGCAUUGAAGGUGGUUUAGAGUCUCACAGCAGAUUAACAACUGACAUAAUGUAUAAAAGUAUUGAUAACAAUCUUUUCAUGCGUCAGGCUAGAGAAAUUAUUUUACAAGUUGCUCCACCAAACUUUUCCAUUUCAUUGUCGUCUUGCUACAAUUACACAGACACCUACAAGGACAACUCUUUUGCUGCAAAAAGACACCAUGCAGGAAAGAACAUUAACGCUAGAAUAUCGCUAAAACGCCCACCACGUGAUGCAGUUUCUCACUUAGUAAUGAAUCUUCAUUGGUCUACUAAAGCGGUAAAUUUGAUGUUGGAGGAAGCUGAAAAAACGCCAAAUGACCACGUUAUUGAUUCCAAAGAUGCGAAAGCCAUAGUGUGCGGAGAUAUCCAGCCGGUUCAAUAUCCUGGAAAAUCAUGGAAACCCAUUUCCUAUGAAGAUCACACCUUUGACCAAAGAAGGGUAAACGCGGUUGUCCCAAUGACUCAUUUAUUCUUGGAUUUAGAAAGUGUUGGUGAGGUUUCGCAUGAAGACAAUAGAAUGAAGAAAAUAUCGGUCACAAGGACAGGAAAACCGGUCACGUUACUGUACCUUGGCAUAUCAGAACCAGAAACUACCUUUCGGGCUAUGAACGAGAUGUUCUACUUGUUAACUUUGCCAUCUCUAGACUCUGUUUUUAGAAACCCAGACACUGGUAGUCUGAAGCGUCUAUUUAGUUUCGUUGUCGACAAUGGACAUGGGGAGGAUCCCGACAGCGCGCUCACACAAAUGUGCCUGGUUCGCCUGCUGAACCUAUUACAGCUGAACAAAAUAAAUCAGAGAAGUUUUGCCGAAUACCACAGUAAACGGAAUUUUGUAGAGCGUGUGCACGCCGCUGAAAAUGUUGCCUUAUCAAGACAUGGAGCAUUCUGCAGUUCAAAAGUCCACCAAAACGUUGAAAAACAUAGUCCUGAACACCUCGAGAAUAUGGAAUCGAUGGCCAAAGAUGUUAAACAAUGUUUAUCAUGUGCACGGUUUGGAAAUUCGUUUAUACAGUGUUUUAGAGGUGUUGCGAAAAACGUUGUUUUUAAUGACGAACUCAAAUUGAAGGAGUAUCUUAAUUUAAAUGAAGAGCGUAAAAUGGACUGCGAUUGGACGUACACACCACUGAAAAAUGAGUAUUUUAAUACUUUGGUUGAAACAUGGAAACUUGAUGAAAACUACAUUGGUCAGUAUGCCGAAGAUUGCAAAAUUAUUGCUAACCAGUCUGGUGUCAGAACAGCCAACAAAGACAAAUAUGGGACAAUGCUGCGUGAUGCGUCACAUUUUGAUGAUCACAAUGGAAAAACACUUCAGCCAAUACCUGAUUACAUCCGUUGGGUUCAUUCUGGUGAACUCCAUUUUCUUUCGUACGAAAAAACUGAGCAACUCGCAAGAGACAAGCCUGAAAUUACUGACUGUGAUAUAUUUUUGCCAACACGAAUCUUGGACAUAUUCUUUGACAUUGAAAAUGAUCCGUCAAAUGAAAUCUUGCAACAACUAGCUCUCCUUUCAUGGUUACCAAUUGAAGAAGUAACUGAAUACUUCAACAAGAACAGAGAGAAAGCUGACAAAAGCUGCCGUGAUAAUAUUGGACGGGAGACCUGGCGCAGUCAUCCUCUUUACAAACUUAACAUGGGCGAAUUAGAACAAAUGUGCAAGAAAAACAAUGUUUCAUUCAAAGGUCCGAAGUACGUAAUUGUUAAGGCGUUGGUACUUGCUCAAGAUGAAGACGUUCCAGACGAUUUUCGAGCCGACUAUAAAGGUGAUUUGGGUUCGUUGCCAAAAAGUAUUUCAAUGUUAAAAAAGUUACCUGCUGCAACUCUUCAGUAUAUUUUGAAAUACCACAAUUUGUCUGCAGCUGGUAAGAAAGACAAUUUGGUCCUUCGUGUGUUUUUAUUGCGAAACGGAAGAUCUCAUUUGGCAUCUUAUAUGCAAGUACGCGAAAUAAAGGACUUGAUUAAAUUGGUUCAAUCAUUGAUAUUGUAUCAAGUCAACUGUGAAAUUAUUGAUCAACCGGACAUUUACCGAACAAGAAAAUUUUCUGGAAAGAAUUUAGCAAAGAAAUCCCAAAUACCAAUUCCAUAUGGUGUCUCCAAGGAAAACUUAGAGAACUUAUUUGAAACUUUAUUGAUAUACCUGAACCAUAAAACACAUCACAGUUCCAACAUGAAUAAGGUUGAAAACACAAUGGAGAACAAAACUGGUAGUAAGGAAGUUAAUUAUGAAGAUUAUUUCGAAGUUGGCUCCAAUGUAAAAAUACGAUGGACAUCAGAGGAGAUAGGAGAUUCUGGAUGGAAACCAGGCUGGUAUUCGGCAGACGUACAGUCGUCAACAAUUGAAAAUGAUGAAAUUUCUGUUGUGUAUGUCAGUGAACCAGACUGUGUUUAUUCUGUGGAGGUGACGCCACUAUUAGCUCUAGGCAAAUUGCGUAUGUAGAGCACGGCUCAAACCAAAAGCAAAAUAGGAUGAUUACAAAUGUCUUACGUUUGCACUUGCAAUUUUUGCUGCGAUUUCUAAUGCGAUUUUCUCCUUCUGCUGUAUGUGAACGAUUUGACUGAUAAGUUACGAUUACGAAUGUUCUGAUUAUAUGUAUACCCUCAUCUGAACAUUCAUAACUUAUCCACUCGUUCACAUCCAUCAGAAGAAAUUCGUACCUAAAAUCACAGCAAAAAUUGCAAGUGUAAGCGAGCCUUUAAGAUGAUGAAAAUUAUGGGUUAAAUGUCUUUCAAGGCCAGAAUGGUUUUUGAAUGUCUUUCACAAUCUCCGCAUGUGUCACCAAUGAUAAGUUAUUAAUAAUUUCAUUAAUUACACAGUAUAGACAUAUUUUGUGGCUUUUGAACCAACAAAUCACUGAGUUAUCUGCUGGCAAGCAGGUACGUAUACUGUAACUCAGUUAUCUGUAGGUUGAGCCAGUGGUAUGCAAGAAGUAGCUGGAAAAAUUAUUAUUUCAGCGUUCCGAAAAAUGUUGACCAGUUCAUUUCCUAACUUGAAGGAACACCUCUGAACAAUUCCUUAAAAUUUUGAAACUUUCUUUAAAAAGUUCCUGACUUCCUGUUUCAUUGACCAAUCAAAUUUUAUAUUUUAUUUUUGAGCAAUCUGAUUGGUCAAUGAAACAGGAAGUUAGGAAUUUUUUAAGUACUUAUCAAAUCGUUGAGGAAUUGUUGAGAGGAACUCCUCGAAGUUAGGAAAUGAACUGGUCAACAUUUUUCGGAACGCGUCUAUUGGCAGGACUGUAAUAUAUCUAUAUUUUACAGUAUACCAACACAUUUAUAUAUUAGAUAUUUAAUAUAUAGGCAUAUCAUAUUCUCACUAGAUGCUAAAGUGUUUAAAUUGAGAAAAGUAAAAUUUAAAUAACAAUCUGUCACGCAUUUCUGCACAAAAAUGUAUGGUCAGAACCUGACGUCAUGUACUUAAGUGAUGUCACUUGUAUAUAGCUAGCAUUCCAUGGAUAUUAAAUUUAUUAUUGUGAUAAC